GGAUUUUGGGAGCGGGGGAAGCCGGGCCGUGGGAUGGGAAGAAGUGAAGCCGUGUUGGGCCGGGCUGAGAGCACCUUGGGAGGGUUGGGGGUCGCAGGACUGAGAGUGGGGGCGAUGCCUGGGCUGAAGGGGGCGAAGUCUGGUUGGCGGAGCUCAGGCCCCACCUCGCGGUGCAGGGGAGGCUGGUGAGGGCGUACGGAGCCAAUGAGGGGAUGCAGCAAAGGCUUCAGGCCUCGCGGAUGGAGCUGGGGAGGGACGGAGCUGGGGCCGACUUCGGAGAACUCGUAGAGCGGGGUGGGUGAGGAGGGAUUGAGAGGGCGGGCGCUCCGGCCAUGGAGUCCUGAUAAGGUCACAAGAAGAGAGAGGGGAGGAAAGUUGAAUGGUUGAGAGGAGGGCGUAAAACCAAACGACCUUCCUGCCAUCGGCUUCAUCUUCUCCCCGGUCCGUUAUUCCCUUCCACCUUUGGCGACCCUCUUCGGCCCUAGGAAGGUAAGAAGGACCCGGGCACGUAUCAAGCAUCUCUGACGUAAUUUACAUUUUUCCCUAAAAAGUAAACCUGCCAGGUUAGAAAUUACAAAACAUAGCACGGGAUUAGUAUUGGGAGCAGCCGAAAUGAUUCGGCAGGUUUAUUCACCUCUUUUAUUUUACCGGUGCGGGAAGCAGUUAUUUCCCUCUUCGGGAAAAUAAUAAAAUUCCUUCCUAUGGAAGGAAUCUAUGCUUUCGGAAGUACCCAGACCGGUUUGGAUGAAAAGUUAUGAUGGAUUGAAGCUGUACCAGGCCCCAGCAUGAUAAUCGUAUUUGAGUUCUGUAUACCAGGGGUUCUCUUGCUUCCCUGUGCACCAGAAUCUCUUGAAGGGGUCUUCUUAAGAUACAGAUUCCUUGGGCCCUGCCCCAGACCAUCUGAAUCAGAAUCUCCCGGGGUGGCGCCUUGGCAGCCAUUUUAAACAGGCUGACAGGUAACGGAUGCAAAAUCAAAAUUUGAAACCACUGUUGUUAGAUAGUAGUUCCAGUGACCAAAAUGACGGGCUGUGAAGUUCCUUAAAUCUUUUACAUCACGUGAUGCUGGGCAGCUCCAGUUCCCUUAUGCCUCUUCUAGGUUCCCAUGCAUUUGGAAAGGUCUUCAGUAGUACCUUACCAAGUUUACAGACUACUUCGUGUUUUACAAACUGGCUUUGAGUAUCUGGUUAUAGGUGCCUCUUUUUGUACCUGUUCAACUUUCCGACAGAGAUCUAGGUCAGCUGCUGCGGGUGGAUGAGAAAAUGAUAAUAAAGGAAAAUUCAGAAGUGGCGCUAGGGAAAAAAAAAUUUCAAAUCACACUUGAAAUCGUUAGAUGAAUUAAGUCACUGGGAAAGAGGUUCCAUUUAAUUUUAGGCAUAGCUGACAUUUUUUACAAUUCAAAGAGAGAUGUGGGCUCCUCCCAAGGAGUGGAUUUUAAAUGUUUUUCAGAUUAAAUACAUACCAGCAUUAUAGGACAGAUGAUUUGGCAAUAUAUUGUCAAUCAAAAGAACCCACAACUGUGUAUCAGGAGAGCUGGGUUCUAAUCCUACCCUGCCAGAGAUGUAUUCCUGUUGUUGAGCAGUUCAUUUAACUCUUCAUAACCUUUUUUUUUUUUUUGCUUCUGUAAAAUAAACCUAUUGGCAUGGAUUAAUAAUCUGGGUUUUUACUCUCAAGUUAUAUGAUUUGUACUUACUGACCCUGAUAUUUAAAAAGUUAACUAUUUUGUAUUUAGGUGGCUAUAAAUCAUGAAUACUUGGGAAACUUUUAGGUGGUCAUUAGGAAGAGAAUUAUCAAAAUCUUUUACUCAGGGAGUGUUACAGAUAUAUAUUAUGCUAGAUAUAUAAUUUGAACCAUAGAGUAACAAAUAACUUUGUGAUAUGUUGGACUUUUAAUAUUCCCCUUUAUUUUUUCCUGAAAUGUGCACACAAGGUAUCCUGGAUCAGAGACAGAUUAUCAUUAGUCACUUGAGACAUAAUGACCACAUGGUUCCCUCACGUCCCGAUUCUUUCCCCAGGGACUGCUUUCUGAAAGUCAGAUCUAGUGUCCUGACCGUACAAACUGCUGAAAGGUGAUCCUCCUCCCUCCUGAAAGGAAGGAGAAGGGAACUUUUGCUCCACUGACCUGUUGGACAGUUAAAGUUAUCCAGAUGUGAGAGAUUAAAGGAAAACAUACCAACUUUCUUGCUUUUAAAGACAAUUCCCAAAUAUCUUCUUAGUUUAGGAAUAAUUAAGGCAGAGGAAGAAAACAUGCUUUAAUAUAUUUAAAAGAAGGUGCUAGUUUUUAAAAGUGGAUUGUGGUAUAUAAUGGUUUUGUCUCUUGUGGUUGUAAGGAUCCAAGACCUACUCAGGUUAUCAUGUGUUCUUUCAUAGAUACAAUAUAAGAAUUAAAAGAAAAAUAAGCACUCAUGUACAUACAGCUUGACAUUUUUAUUGCUGACUCUACAAAUGUGUAUAAUUAUGACAGAAUUGGACUCUUCCCAAUAAGGAUGGGGGCUUGGAGGGACAAUCUCACUUUUCAAACUAAGCACUAAGCUUCCCCUCUAGAGUGGGAUUUUCUUUGAGGACCUUGACUACUACUAAACCCCUUGAAUAGCAAAGUGUUGAAUGAGAGCUAUUAUUACUGAAGGGAGUAUGAUGCACAUGAAAAACCCAAAAGCUAAGGUAAGACUAUAUGGGUAAUGGCAGUUAACUUUUGAGUUUAUUGUAAUUGACAUCAAUCAGAGACUUGUGCAGUUACAUACUAUGUUUGACUCCCUUUUGUAUCUAUGGGUAAAGUUUAUAGUCUGUUCAGCUCAGUCAGAAGGAAGUAUGUACAUAGUUACUGUGACUAAGGUGAAAUUGAAUUUAUUACUUUAUUGUGAUGAAAUGCCUACUAGCAUCCUGUGUAAAAAAAUUGACCAAAAAGGGAGAAUGGAGCCUUGGGCCCUUUGUGAUAGAAAUGAAUCUUUUUUUUCUGCCCUCUAAUUCAUAUAAUCAGGCUAGUAUCUUGCCUUUUUUGGUACCACUUAAAGGAAUAAUCUUAUAAAAAGAAGUAUGCUUUUAACUGCAGAACCUCAUGGAAAUUCUGUUUCAGGAAGAUUCUUCAAUCACUAUGUCAAGUGACACAGAUGUUUCUCUUUCUUCAUAUGAUGAAGAUCAGGGAUCUAAACUUAUCCGAAAAGCUAGAGAGGCACCAUUUGUCCCCAUUGGAAUAGCAGGUUUUGCAGCAAUCGUUGCAUAUGGAUUGUAUAAAAUGAAGAGUAGGGGCAAUACUAAAAUGUCUGUUCACCUGAUCCACAUGCGCGUGGCAGCCCAAGGCUUUGUUGUGGGAGCAAUGACUCUUGGUAUGGGCUAUUCCAUGUAUCAAGAAUUCUGGGCAAAACCUAAACCUUAGAAGAGGAGAUGCUGUCUUGGUCUUGGUGGUGCUUGCUUUAGUUAGACAUCUCAUAUUGAGGUUAUAUGUUUAUGUUGAAAAUAAAUUCUGUGGGUUGGACGAUAACGGUAAUUUGAAUACUGGCUUCCUUUCUUGCAGGCUUGAUUUGCCUAGUGACUAGUUCACUAGCUAGGUCAUUCAGGGGAGUCAGAUUAGCACAAAAACAUGUCACUUUUAAAUGCACUUGAUAGUGGUACAAUGUCCACCUUCUUAAACUCUUCUGAUAAAAUUAGUUGUAAAGAGGACAACAUGCCAAACCUGAAAAUGCUCCCAGUUGCUGCAGAAUAUCAUAUGCUUUUGAUGUAAUGUAGGAGUCCUAUUUACCCCAGUUAAUUCAACUCUUUCUGACAGCCUUGUGGACUGAGUACUGUUUUAAGGUCUGGUUGGCUCUUGAAGAACCCUUUCAGAACAGUGCACGGAAUACAUUAUAAACCUCCCAGCAACUAUGUGUGUGUUUUUAAACCAAACCUAAAGAGCUGGUAACAGCUGCUUUGAAGUAGUAUCUGUUUCAGAAUCAUAGUUGUAAACAUGAGAAUAACUUAACUGUAGAUCCCCGUUUAGCUGUUUUGUAAUUGCAGAAUUAUAGUUUGCUGCUGUUACAUUAGAAUAAUUUUUAAAUGGCAUUUUGAAAUAGAAGUGUGUAUUUUAAGUGCUAAUGCAAAGGUAAAUGAAAAAUACUUUUUAAAUGUGUGCAGUCUGUUUAUUUUUCUCUGAAAGAAUCGUAAAUGUUAAACUAAAUAAAUUGCCUAUAAUGGAAGUGAUUUAUGAGCAAGCUGGUUUGGUCAGACAUUAUACAAACUUUGCUAUACUACAGAAUGCUUUGUUGUACUUGUGAAAUUCUCGUCUAACCUGAAUUUACAUUCCAUGGUGAUAACAUGGUAAAUGUAGUGUUAUUAAAGUAAGUGAACACAUCAAA
This is a messenger RNA of Kogia breviceps (pygmy sperm whale), 4324 nucleotides long. The record is from RefSeq and is a predicted model, not a curated record. Lineage: Eukaryota; Metazoa; Chordata; Mammalia; Artiodactyla; Physeteridae.